CGCACGAGCCUCGACAGCGAUUGACGUCCUCGCCGCGCCAUCUUCAGAAAAUAGUGAGCUCAACACUGAAUGAAACUUAAUUUUCGUCGUCUGUAAGAAGCUGCCCGUUGUAUGGAGUGAUAUCCCUGCGUCCAAGGAGUUUGGUCAGCUGUGGUUAUCAUGGGUAUCAAGGUGCAGCGCCCUCGGUGCUUCCUUGACAUCGGAAUCAGCAACGUGCUUGUUGGCAGAAUUGUGGUGGAGUUGUUUUCAGACAUCUGUCCCAAAACAUGUGAAAACUUCAGAUGCCUCUGCACAGGUGAGAAAGGAAUUGGUAAAGGAACUCAGAAACCCCUGCACUACAAAGGAUGUCUGUUCCAUCGUAUUGUUAAAGACUUCAUGAUUCAAGGAGGAGACUUCAGUGAAGGCAAUGGAAGAGGAGGUGAAUCCAUCUAUGGAGGCUUUUUUGAAGAUGAAAGCUUUGCUGUUAAACACAACAAGGAUAACCUGCUGUCUAUGGCAAAUAGAGGCAAAGAUACAAACGGAUCCCAGUUUUUCAUAACUACAAAACCAUCCCCUCAUCUUGAUGGUGUCCAUGUGGUUUUUGGCCAUGUGAUCUCUGGCCAAGAGGUUGUUCAAACCAUGGAGAGUCAGAAAACGGAUCCCAACAGCAAACCAUAUGCUGAGGUGAAGGUUCUGAACUGUGGAGAGCUGGUCCCUAAGUCAAAAGCAAAGAAGGAUGAAAAAAAGAAAGAUCGAGCUUCCAGUUCCAGCAGUAGCUCCAGUGACUCUGAUAGCUCCUCAGAUUCUUCCUCUGACUCAGAAGAAUCUGAGAAAGAAACCAAGAAGCGCAAAAAGAAGGCAAAAAAGCAAAAAAAGAAACAGGAGAAGGACAAGAAAAGGCCUGAGGUUGUAGUUCCUGAAGAGAAAGAACAGGAGGAGUUGGUUACAUCUACUGUACGUCCUGAGGAAAUACCGCCCAUCCCAGAGAACAGAUUCCUCAUGAGAAGAAGUCCUCAGUCUGUCCAAAACCAGAAAGAGGAGGUUAAAAAAGAUCAGAGGAGUAAAGAGGACAGACCAAGAGAGAACCUGUCCUAUAACUCACAGUCUGCAUAUAACAGAAGACUGGUGAUGACACGAUCUGGUCGAAAGAUAAAAGGCCGAGGUCCGAGGAGAUACCGUACUCCUUCUCGCUCCCGUUCAAGGUCCAGAGAUCGCUUUCGCCGCAGUGAAACGCCUCCUCACUGGCGCCAAGAGUUGCAGCGCCAGAGGAUGCGGGCAGUCACAGGCGAGCGCUGGAUUAAGGGAGACAAAGGCGACAUGAAUGAAGCCAGGAACGAGGCUGUUAAAGCUCAGAGAAAAGAGAGACGGGCCUCUAGCACAAAGCAUGAAAAAACGUCCGAUGGUAAAAAAGACAAGAAAUCUCGGUCACAUCGAUCCAAAAGCAAAGAAGAGACCGCUGUAGAGCAGGGCGAGAAGCAAAGUAAACAUAAGGCAAAGAAGCAAGACAAAUCUCAAAGUCGCAGCAAAAGCAGAGAGAAGAGUAGACGGUCAAAAAGCAGAGAGAAGACUCACAAGCACAAAAGUGACGAGAGGAGCGGUCGCUCAAGAAGCAAAAACCGAAAUGAUAAGAAAGAAAAGGAAUCGGAAUCUGAUCAAAGUAAAGAUAGAAAUAAGAGUCAUGGGUCUGACAAAAAGAAUAAAGAGGAUACAAAAGGAAGAAAUGGCGAGAGAACGCGAUCAAAGUCAAAAAGCAAGGAAAAAACGGAAUCUAAAGACAGGCAUAGAUCAAGCAGCAAAAAUCGGGAUACAAGCAGAACUCCAGCAACGAAAGACAAGGAAGAAAAACGAGAAAAAGACAGGGAGAGAGACAGGGAACGCAGUAAGAGUAAGGAAAGGCGUCGCAGCAGGAGUCAGGAAAGACGACGCAACAGUGAAAGAGACGAUAAGAGGAGAGGAGCGUCUAGGGACAAGGACGCUCGGACAAGAAGCCCAGAUAGAAACAAGACUAGAGACUCGUACAGAAACAGGCGUUCCAGAAGUAAGAGUAAUAAAAGAGAUCACAGCAAAGAUCGGUCAUCUCAUAGAAAGGACAAAGACAGAGUAGCUGCCAGCCGAAGGAGAAGACAUAGCAGCAGUUCUGACAGUGACAGACAUGAGAAAAGAAAGAGUCACAAGAGCCCAGACUCCAAAUCCAAAGACAGAAGAAGUCCGGCCAGACCGAAACCAGAUAGUACAAAAGACAAAAACAGAAACGACCGCAAGAGGAGCAAAUCCAGCUCUAGCUCCAGCUCUGAUGGGGACUGAGUCUGUGAUGGUUUCCUAUUUAAAAAGAAAGAAACUGAUUUGGAAUUCUUUGAGUUGCUUUAAUUUUAUACCCACUACUCUCUCGCAACACACACGGCACCAGCUUUCUGGGGCAUGUUCAUAUCACUCCUUUAGUGCUGAAACACAACUCACAGUUCAGGCAACUGGAAUGAGUGUCUGAAUUUUAUUUGGGAAAAAAAAACGAUUACGGUUUCAAAGGAGAGAAACCUGAGCUGCUUACAGCUGCCCUGCUCUUCCCUGAGAAUAGACCUCAAACUUACUUUUGCCAGGAGUGGCUCGAAGUGAAAUUGAUCUUUUACCAUGAUUUCUGUUCCUGUACUCUCUUCCAAAGUAGCAUUUCAGUUCCCUGGCUUUUAUUUGUGAAGUAUUUGCAGUACUGGCAGAUGCAUAUUUUGGCUCCCCUCUUUUUUUUUUUUCUUUUUUUUUAAUCAUGAAACACCUGAUGAAAAGAUAAUGAGUGGAGAAAAAAACCCUCUGGCAUAAGUACAUGUUUUUGUUUAAUUGUACAUUCAACAGUGACAUUUUUGAAGGUAUUUUUUAUUAUUUUACUUAACCGAAUCAUGUUUUGGCUUAAAAAAGGCUGUUUGCAAAAAAGGAAAGAUUCUCCCAUUUAAGCCCCGUCCCCCCCAAAGCCAUUUUUGUAUUGAAUUCUGUUUUUAAUAUUAUUUAACUGCUUCUAAAUUGGGGAAAAGUCAGUAAACGUCGAAUUAUUUUUUACUACACCAAUCUCAUUAGGUCUUGCAUGUGUGUUUAUCCCAGUCAUUGAAUGAAAUAAAUGUAUACAUCGAUUUUCUUUCUUUUGUAUGUCACAGUUUUAUUGUAAUUCCAUUUGUUAAGCAGUUUUGAGAUGCCCCCCCUUUUUCUUUUUUCUUUUUUUCUUUGAAAGAAGUCAAGUCAUGCCGUUAAGGAAAAAAACAAAACAGUUAAAAUGAAUUGUGUUUUGUGCGAGUGCGUUUUAAUAACUCCACCACAGUGUAGAAUGAUUAAAUUGUUGAGUUUGAAUUUUAA
Solea senegalensis (Senegalese sole) is the source of this 3312-nucleotide messenger RNA. RefSeq names its product peptidylprolyl isomerase G (cyclophilin G) (gene ppig). Gene Ontology annotation, molecular function: peptidyl-prolyl cis-trans isomerase activity. The coding region runs from base 160 to 2283 and encodes 707 amino acids. The transcript is spliced from 13 exons. Gene Ontology annotation, cellular component: nucleus. The record is from RefSeq and is a predicted model, not a curated record. Gene Ontology annotation, biological process: protein folding; protein peptidyl-prolyl isomerization. Lineage: Eukaryota; Metazoa; Chordata; Actinopteri; Pleuronectiformes; Soleidae.